AUGGCUGCUUUAAGGAGCCUCAGCGCUCUGUUACAACAAAGCUCGGUCGUCGAUCACGACGAAAUCAUCAAAGCGUGCAAUUUGAUUUUGAAGAAAUCGAAAACCGAUCUUGAAGCACAACAUGUUAAGACGGUGGCAUUGCUCAAGCAGGAUCGCUACGACGAUGCGAUACGGGUGAUAGAGGACGGAGGAGAUGCGCUGAAGCAAAGAGCUCCACUGGAGUGGGCAUAUGCUUUGUAUAAAACGGGAAGACUUGACGAAGCUAUCGAGGCGGCCACCAAUUCAGGCAAAGGGAGAGGAGCAAAGCAUGUCGAAGCGCAAGCGGCAUACCGGGUAGAACACUUCCAGCGGACAAAGGCUAUAUAUGCAGAGCUAUAUGGGGACCAAGGCGCCUCGGCACAAGAGCACACAGAUCUACGGAUUAACAUGACCGCUACAGAGGCUCAGCAACAAUGGGCUGGGCAUCGGGGGUCUACGCAAAGGCCUAAGCCUAGUGUCGAUGAUUUACAAGUGUUUGAAACGACGUAUAACAUCGCCUGUGAAUAUAUCGCGAGGAACGAAUUUGACCAGGCAAGGCUGCUGCUGGGAAGGGCAAAAGAACUCUGCAAAUCUUCUGAGGAGCUUUCGCCGGAAGAUAAGAAAGCCGAAUUACUACCAAUUUCAGUUCAGCAGUUAUAUGUUGAGUUGCGACAAGGGAACCUUGACGAAGCUGCAAUUCUGGUCGAAGAGAUCAAUACUUCCGAGAUAUCUGAACGAUCGACCAAGAAAAUUGGCCAAAACAACAUUCUGCUCGCUGCACACCAGGAUUCCAAUCCCUAUUUACAGUACAAACUAUUCCAUGAAACUCCGCAAUCAACUCAAAGUGAUAAACUAUUUGGGUAUCAAAGCGCAACUUUGAACCAAAAUACUAACACCAUCGAGCUCCUUGUCCACAAAUACGAUGGCGUCGUAAGGUCAACAUCAAGAACGCUCUCCCAGCAAAGUUUCCCUACCACGUCAAAAGAUAUCAACGCUCUUUCAGUUUUCAAUGUUGCUGCUCAUACUCAGAAUCAAACCGGUCGAGCCGCCUUAAAGCAAACACUCUCUUUGUUAGAAAAGCGACCCCACGACGUUGGGCUCAUCCUGCUUGCAAUCCAAUUAUAUAUUGACGGUGGCAAUGUGAGCUCUGCAGUAUCUGUGCUCGAAUCAUUUUUAAAACAGCUUGACGAAUCGAUAUCGGAAUCAGAACAAGAAGUCCGUUAUAAUCCUGGCCUCAUUAGUAUCCUCAUCGCCCUCUAUAAACUCCAAGGUCGGAAAAGGCAAAUAAAUCUUGAGCUCUCAAAAGCUGCAACAUAUUGGCGCCAACGCUCCCAGCAAGAUCAACCGUUGUCACUGCUGCGUGCUGCUGCAUCUUCGCUUCUCCAAUCUCAGGACUCUCCCGAUCUCCACAAUGCCGCCGAAAUCUUUGAGACCUUGCACGCAAUCGACCCAACAGAUCCAAUCGUCAAAGCUGGGUAUGUCGCAUCUCACGCCGUAACCUCUCCGUCCAAAGUCCAGACCGAUAUCCCCGCACUGGCACCAAUCCAAAAUCUAGUUUCCGGCAUCGAUGUGGCUGCCCUCGAAGCCGCGGGCAUCCCGUCUGCUACCACUGCCACUACUUCAACAUCUCUCAAACGUAAAGCGGAAGACGACAAGCAGCAACAAACUGCGCCUAAAAAGAAGCGGAUACGUAAAUCUCGCUUACCCAAGGAUUACGACCCGGAUAAGAAACCCGAUCCAGAGCGUUGGCUCCCAUUGCGCGAUCGCUCUACGUAUCGGCCAAAAGGGAAGAAGGGAAAGCAAAGAGCGGCUGAUCGUACACAGGGUGGUAUUGCGAAUGACCAGGAGACAGGUACGCCGUCUGCGGGCGUGGUGCAGCAGAAGAGUCAGGGUGGUGGGGGAGGUAAGAAGAAGAAGGGAAAAGGGAAAAGAUGA
Messenger RNA from Uncinocarpus reesii 1704, 1953 nucleotides. RefSeq lists its product as uncharacterized. The record is from RefSeq and is a predicted model, not a curated record. The transcript is spliced from 4 exons. Bases 1 to 1953 code for a protein of 650 amino acids. Gene Ontology annotation, cellular component: signal recognition particle, endoplasmic reticulum targeting. Gene Ontology annotation, molecular function: protein binding; ribosome binding; 7S RNA binding. Lineage: Eukaryota; Fungi; Ascomycota; Eurotiomycetes; Onygenales; Onygenaceae. Gene Ontology annotation, biological process: SRP-dependent cotranslational protein targeting to membrane.